Ruditapes philippinarum (Manila clam) is the source of this 5251-nucleotide messenger RNA. RefSeq lists its product as uncharacterized. The record is from RefSeq and is a predicted model, not a curated record. Gene Ontology annotation, molecular function: DNA binding. Lineage: Eukaryota; Metazoa; Mollusca; Bivalvia; Venerida; Veneridae. Gene Ontology annotation, biological process: DNA integration; DNA recombination.
AAUCUGAUGUCAGCACUGAGCUUGACGACAGUGAUAAUGACCCUGACUUCAAUUUAGAGUCUCAUCAUUCUGAUUAUAUCUCUGAUUCAUCAGGCUCCGAUUCAUCAGAAGUUAUUCCAGUUCAAAAUUUUCCAGGACUAUCUAUGAAACCAAGUUAUGUAAAAAUGCGUUCCAAUACAAAUAACGAUGAAUCAGAUAAUGUAGUGACAUCAACCUCUGAUAGUGCUCCAAAGAGAAAGUUAAGUGUCCAAACUACAAACAAUGAAAAUGGGAGAAAAUGGGACAAGCUACAGUACUGCAUGUACUGUGAGAAUGGCUUCACAAACCUUCGGAAACAUUUCUUCAGUAAACACAAAAAUGAAAAUGAAGUGAAACAUAUUUUAGAUUUGCCUAAAAAGUCGCAUGAAAGGAGUGUGGAACUAACUCGCAUUAGAAAUGCUGGCAAUUACAAGCAUAAUGUCCAGGCUUUGAAGGAAGGGAAAGGUACACUAGUGGUUGUGUCCAGACAAUCUCAUGAUAAUGAUCCAGGGGAUUAUCUUCCCUGUGAGGAUUGUCUAGGUUUCUUUCUAAAAGAUUCUCUUUGGCGACACAAAAAAGAAUGUUCUUUGUCUUCAGGGAAAAAAUCUAGAAGAGUACAAGCUGACGCAGCGCUUCUCCUACCUGCUACCAACAACAUUAAUAAAGGACUGAAAGAGAAUGUGUUUGGAAGGAUGGUGAGAGAUGAAGUGACAAUUGUAGUACGUAAUGAUCCAAUUAUUCUCAAAGUUGGAGAGAAACUCUAUCAAAAGCAUGGGCAUUUGCCACAUCUGUAUUCUCACAUAAGCCAGAAAAUGAGAGAACUUGGGCGGUUCUUGAUAUGCUCACGAAAACAAGAUUCACGUAUAAAUUGUUUAAACGACAUUCUAAGCCCUGAAAAAUUUCCUGUUGUACUAAAGUCUACUAAGGUUUUGUGCGCGUACAAUGCAGAAACAAAUACUUUCGCAAAUCCUUCAUUAGCUCUCAAGUUAGGACACUUGUUAAAAAAAUGUUCAAAAGUGGCUAAGUCUGAAGCCUUGAUAUUUGGUGAUGUAGAACAAGGAAAGAAAGCAGACAAUUUCUUAACUUUGUGUGAAGAUGAAUGGACUGACGAAAUAUCAACUAUUGCUCUGCAAACACUUUCUACGAACAAAAUGAACAAAGGACAUCUGUUGCCGUUAUCGGAGGACAUUAUGAAACUGAAGAAAUAUUUUGAUCAGAAAACAGAGUCUUUAUUGGACACACUUAAUGAGAACUUUGACAAAGGUGAAUGGGAAUUACUGAACCAAAUAACAUUGGCACAGCUUGUAAUAUUUAAUCGAAGGAGAGGUGGUGAAACGCAAAGAAUGCUUGUCAGCGCUUACAAUUCACGAAGCCAGAAUAAAGAUUGCCCUCAAGAAAUAACACAGUCGCUUAGUGCAACUGAAAAAAUCCUUCUCAAUACCAUGUCCAGAGUGGAAAUUAGAGGAAAAAGGGGACGCACUGUCCCUGUAUUGCUGACCCACAAUGCACAGACGUGUAUUGAUCUCCUACUGAGAUUGAGAGAAAAAGUAGGUGUUGCCAAAGACAAUGAAUAUGUGUUCCCUAGGCCUAACUUUGGUUCUUUGGGAUCACUGAGGAGUUCAGAUGUGUUAAGAAACUUUGCUAAGGCAGCAGGUCUAACAAAACCUGAAUUGAUAACUACUACACGACUUCGGAAACAUGUUGCAACAGUGGCACAAGUGCUUAGCUUAAACAAGAACGACCUUGACAUCAUAGCCAGUUUCAUGGGUCAUGACAUAAACAUACACAGGACAUUCUAUAGACUCCCACAAGAAACGCUUCAGGUGGCAAGAAUGGGACGCCUGUUGACGGCUUUUAACAAUGGUACUAUUGGCCAGUACAAUGGCAAAUCGUUGGAUGAAAUUGCAGUGGAUGAAACUGAGGAGUUAAGCAGUGAGGAAGAAAUAGAUGAUGAAGUAAAUGAAGAAGAAGAUCUGGAACCAGACCAGAUUACCAAGCCGUCACAGCGACAGCCAAAACCUGUUAAGUCAACUGUGAGCAAAUCUGGCCAACCUAAAAAGGUGCAGAGGCUUAGUGAUGAGCAAAGCAACUUAUUAAAGAAGUUGUUUAAAGCAAAUGUGGAUUUGAGAAGGGAACUUCGGCAAGUGGAUUGUGAGAAAGUUAUUAACAAAUAUGAAGUUCUCAGUCAUCUGUCGUGGCAAAAAGUAAAAAACACUGUUCAUAAUUGGAUCACAUUGGAAAAGAAGAAACUGAAAAAGCUGCUAUGAUGAUGUAGUGUAGCCAAAUCUGUGUGAUCAUAAUUUUUCUGUGUGUGGAAACUUAAGUGGGAAGUUCAUUGUUAAACAACUUGCAAUAUGUGGACUGUUGUGACUCAAGUCACUUAGGCAAUUUCUUCAUAUAAUUAUACCCCCACAAACGCAGUUAAGGGGGAUAUAUUGGAGUCAGCUUGUCGGUCGGUCUACAUCAUAGUUUCCGUUGGUAUAUAGCAAGCUUAUAUGAAGACCCUGGUUGGGAUUGCUUUUGGACCCCUUUGGGUCAAUGUCAACAUUACUAAAAAUAAAAAAAUGUUUUCUAGAAGGUAUUACUUAAAAAUGAGAUGUUAUUAUCAAUCUUGGUAUUUAGCAGUCUUAUUUGGAAACCCUGGUUGGGAUGGCAUUUUGACCCCCUGGGAUACAGGAUCAUUUUUACUUAAGAUAGAAACAUGGUUUUCAGUUAAGAAUGAGAUAUAACACUCAAAUUUAAUAUAAAACAAGUUUAUAUGAGUCCUGGUUUGGAUUGCAAUUGAUUGAAAUAAUUCUUUGUACACUGUUGGUACUUAAUUAAUUAUAGGUUGAGCUCAAUUUUUUUUUCUGACCACUUUUUUUCUUUAAAAAGUCCAAGUUGCUGGUGGAGGUAUUAAUCACUUUUAUUGAUAGCUCUAGUUCUUAGUGUUUUAAUCAAUGCAUUUCAACUUUAUCAUUCUUGUAUUAUUUUUAUCACCUGUAUUAUAUUGAACACAUUAUUCGUGUACAUCACAUACAAUAUGUGAUUAGACUUAAUCAGUCAGUAAUGUUUUAGCACAUUCCCUUAUGAAAAUUUCAUUUUGGUGUGCUUGGCCACUAGUUUAGAAUCAGGUUUGCAAAUUCAUUCAUUUUAUGAUUUGACCUGUCUCUUAAAUUUAGUCUUAAGUGUGGUUAGAUGGUAUGGUAUGUUAGCUUGGUUCCUUGCUGGUAGCAAAUUUAACUGGGCAAAUGUUGAUAUUUUAUGAUUUGUUGUUAUCCAUCUAAGUAUAGUAUUACAUCAUGUACUUAAAUGACAAUGUAUGAUUUUAAAUCCUGUUUAUUGACAACAUAUGUGUUAAUAAUCUACAUAACUGGUGUUAGGGUUUUGGGUUGCUUAAAGGUGUAGCAGGGUACAAAACACAAUAAAAAUAAAUAUAAAAUCAGGUCUUGUGGCAUACAUAGCAUAGGUGCGAAAUACUUUAUUAAUAGUCCCUUUUGGUAAAACCGCGGUUUACCAUCAUCUAUCAGUCUGUCAGUCACACUUUGGGGAUCCUGGGAAAACUUAAAAGUACUGAAUGUUUUUUUUUAUGAAACUCGAAAUAUAGACAGAUGACAACAUGGAAGUGGUGCAUGUAAUUCUAUUUUGUUCUUCUGAAAAAAAAAUCUGGUUGCUAUGGCACCAAAUAGACAAAUUAUUUCAAAAAUGGAUACAUUUUAGGAUCUUGUAAUAACUGUUAAAGUACAGAAUAGAAGUACUUUUUAAUGAAACUUUAAUUAUUGAUAGAUGGGGAUAAUGCACAUUAUUUCAUUUUGUUCCUCUGAAAAAAAAUCUGGUUGCUAUGGCAACAGAUACAUAAAAAUUAUAUCAGACAUUUAUAUAUUUUUGGAUCUUGUCUUAAAGCAGCACGCCUCCAGAUUCAUGCGGCUAAUUUUCAUGAAAAUUUUGAAAAUGUGGUUAAAAGUAUUAUUUAGUGAAAUAACAAAAAGAGAGCAAUUUACAAAUUAUCAAUGGCACUUACAGCCCACGUAAAUUACGAAAAAGAGGACAUAAUAUGCAAAAAUUGCCCAUACUGUGUUAGUAAUGCAGUAGAAAUAAAGUUAUAAAUACUGAAAAAUCAGUCAUUAAUCCCACAUAACAUUUAAAUUAUUACUUGCAUCUUGAAUAUUUUUACAUUUCCUAAAAUCUUAGUACAUUUUUCUCAAAUUUGAUUUUAUUGAAACAUUUUCGCUCAUCUGGAGGCCUGCAGCUUUUACUUUAAUACAACUUGGCCAAAUUUGAUAAAACUUGCAAUGGAUAUUCCUUGUUGGAAGAGCUACCAAUGUUGUUCAAUGAUUUUCAUUACAUGCAGAACUCCGGUUGCAAUGCAGCCUAAAGGAAAAUAUUCUCUCUAAUCACAAGGUGUAGAGCAUUGAUAUUAGGUAUGCAACAUCAACUGUUGAUACUCUAACAAGCUUGUUCAUAUUUCAGAAAUGGUCCUGCUCCAAAGCCUAUCAGUUUUACAUAGAGUUAUAUAGGAACAGUCUCGACAAAAUAAAAUUCUCUUUUACUACAUGUAUAUACCUUAAGGUUUUGAUAUUUUGACCACAUGUACAACUUUGCCUUUGGAAUUUUACAUUAAAGGGACUCCACUGAGGUUUAAAAGCCUAAAAACAAAACAUAUGAAUAACUUACAUAAAUGAGCUGGGACACUUUAAACAGAUAUAUAUGCAAAGAAAGUUAAGAAAUAUACUUUGAAAUAAAUUGAGAAUCGUAUUUUUAUGCUUUUCUUAGCCCGAUUUGAGUGAAAAGAGUUUAAACGCUUUUCAUCUUGGGUCAUUUUUUUAAAAUUUGAAUAAUUAUUCUGGAAAAACACAGUGUGCCAAUUAUCUGAAAUUUUGCACAAAGAUUAGUGGUCUAAACCUAUAUCAAAUGGUACAUUUAUCUGGAAAAAAUAUUUUCAGUCCCAUCAUGUCAAAAAAACUCAGUGGAGUCCCUUUAACCUUAUAUAUCCUUGACCUUAACCAAUUAAUCUACUUUAGCAUUUUUAAAGCUUUUGACUUUAAAUUCAAGGUUAAUUUCAUAUUUUAUAUUUCAACUAUCAGUCUUGUUUCGUAGGUCAUAACAUUUGUACAUAUUACAAACAGCCACGGUAGGCAACAUUUCAUGCUUGACAAUUGUCUUGUUCUAUAAUUAUAUGCUGUUUAACUUUCUGAUACUGUAUGUUAAGUUUCAUGAGUUAUUAAUAGAAAAGUUAUAAAAUUAGACCAGAUUG